AUGAGCGCGUUCAUCCCGGCGCCUGUUCGUUCCUACACGACUUUCUCCGACGCAGAAACCGAGAUAGCAACGUCUACCGCAUCAUCUCCACUCUCUUCUGUCUCUUGUAUUCCAAAAUACCCUCUACGAGUCAAACACGCGUUUAUUCCACGUCGACCGGCAGAUUUUGGAGACGGGGGGGCCUAUCCGGAACUCGAUAUGGCCCAAUUUCCUUUGGGGAUGGGUAAAAAAAGUACCAUUGGGUCGGGUUCCACUACCCUAGCCCUGCAAGUCCAUGGUAGUGAUGGUACCGUUAAGUACGAUGCCAUCGUAACACAACACCAUCGUAACAAGACAAAAGUGUAUACACAAUUUCGGGAUCUCGUGGAAAAAGACGGGGAUGUUGGUACUGGUUUAAUCCGUCCUACAAAAGAUGAAGAGAUGGAGACGGCGACACGGACAAAAGAAGCGUUACAAGCUCUUGUACAGGGCAAAGUAGCCAGUUCUUUACCAACUCAUGUCGGUCGACAGAAGAGUGUACAAGAGACAGCCAAGUAUAUUCGGUAUACUCCUAAUGAUCAAGGUACUUCUGGAGUUCCAAAACAACGGAUUAUCCGGAUGGUUGAUGUUGCAAAGGAUCCUAUGGAACCUCCUAAAUUCCAGCAUACAAAGGCUGUACGUGGUCCUCCAUCGCCACCUGUUCCGGUACUGCAUUCACCUCCUCGAAAACUUACUGUUGCGGAUCAACAAUCUUGGAAAAUUCCACCGUGUAUUUCAAAUUGGAAAAAUUCCAAGGGGUUUACGAUUGCAUUGGACAAACGUCUUGCUGCUGAUGGACGAGGAUUACAGCAAGUGACGGUAAAUGAUAAUUUUGCAAGUUUGUCCGAGGCAUUGGCUAUUGCUGAACGCAAAGCGAGAGAAGAGGUGAAUAUGCGAGCACAGGUGCAAAAGAAGUUGGCAAUGAAGCAAAAGGAACAGAAGGAGAGUGAGCUGCGGGAGUUGGCAUCGAAAGCUCGGAUGGAGCGUGCAGGCAUUCGCGCGGACAGUGAAGAGGAGGAUAAUGAUAGGGGUCGCAAUCGACGUCGACGCUCAGUGAGUACGAACAGUGCCCGCCCACGUCAUUAUAGUGAAAACGAAGACCAGGACAGUGAUACUGAAGGGCGCCAGGAGCGUGACCGGAUCCGUCGUGAGCGGAAGAAGGAACGGGAACGCGAGAUACGUAUGGAGAAAUUGGGCAAGAAAGGCAAACUGGCACGCGAUGAAGACCGUGACAUUUCAGAGAAGAUUGCACUUGGACAGCUUCAAGGUGCCGGCAAAGCUGGUGGCAGCGAUGGGAUGUUCGACUCGCGGCUGUUCAACCAAUCGCAGGGCAUUGCUUCUGGCUUUGGCCAAGAGGACGAGUAUAAUGUUUACUCGAAGCCAAUGGUGGAUCGUGGUAAAGCUAGCGUGUACCGUCCGAAGGUCGACGAUGGUGCCAUUGAUGCUGAUAAGGAAUACGAGGAUUUAAAGGGAGGUCAUUCGAAGCGUUUCAAGGCUGACAAACAAUUUCGGGGCACUGAAGCUGUGGCUCGAGGUGGAGGACGUGAUGGUCCGGUGCAGUUCUCAUACGACAACACCAAGAAGGAGGAUACCGAAGACGUUGACAAGACUCACUCCCCUGAUACUCGCCGCAUUGAUGCACGUCGGUCGCCAUCUGGCUCUCCACCAAGGUCUGAGAUAAAGGCUCGCAAAUCCUCGGCUUCACCGCUACGAUCUCAGAAAAACAGCCGUGGAUCUCCGCCGCACUCGCGCGGUCGUGGCCAUUUGUCUUCCGGCUCGCCGUCUCGGUCAAGAGGUCGCGGUCGCUCUUCGUCGCGCUCACCACUGCGCUCGAGAAGUCGUCGACGCUCACCGUCUGGAUCUCCGUCGCGCUCGCCUCUGCGCUCAAGAGGCCGCAGGCGCUCACUAUCUGGAUCCUCGCCACGCUUUCGUGGACGUGGUCGCUCCCCGUCUCCAUUCCGUGGUCGAAGUCGUGAUCGUGCAGCACUUCGAGGACGUAAGCGCUCACCAUCACGUUCUCCGUCGAUUUCUCGCGAGCGUGGUCGUCCCCGUGCCCGUUUGCGCUCUCCCUCGUAUAUACGUGGUCACAGUCGCCGUUGGCAGUCGCCGUCUCGCUCUCGAUCUCGCUCUCGACGAUCUCCGUCCCGCUCUCGAUCUCGGAGUAGGGGCGACAGCUCGAAGCGCCGCCGCCGCUCGCCCAGCGAAGACAGUGAAGAUGAUCCGUUCGGACUGGACCAAUUCUUGACCGAUGCGCGUAAGGGAAACGGCGAUAAGCGUCACGCUACUGGCCGUGACCGUCGUCGUCGCUAG
Peronospora farinosa is the source of this 2328-nucleotide messenger RNA. Lineage: Eukaryota; Oomycota; Peronosporomycetes; Peronosporales; Peronosporaceae. The record is from the annotation of a GenBank genome assembly.